This is a messenger RNA of Amaranthus tricolor (Joseph's coat), 795 nucleotides long. RefSeq lists its product as uncharacterized. Gene Ontology annotation, molecular function: zinc ion binding. The record is from RefSeq and is a predicted model, not a curated record. Bases 1 to 795 code for a protein of 264 amino acids. The transcript has 2 exons. NCBI's taxonomy places the organism in Eukaryota, Viridiplantae, Streptophyta, Magnoliopsida, Caryophyllales, Amaranthaceae.
AUGACCAACUGCUGGGAGGAGAUAUUGCUGCAGCAUUUAUCUGCAAACUGGAAGAAAAAAUAUUCAGAGCCGUUGAUGUAUGCACUAUUUUGGAGGGCUGCAAAUGCCACUUCUUUAUUCAAUUUCAAGAAAGCUAUGGAAGCCAUUGACGACGCAAAACCUACGGCAAAGGAGUGGCUUGCAGAUAUUGGAGAUCAAUCAAGAUGGACAAAGUAUGCAUUUGACCCUAAUGUUUGUUGUGACGAGAACAAAACGAGCUUUUUUGAGAGCUUCAACGCAACUCUUGGAGUUGAUAGGUGCAAGCUUGUUUUAACACUACUUGAGGGUAUAAGGAGGGUAACUAUGGUAAGGAUGGCCAUAAGAAAGGAGAAGAGUGAAAACUGGAUAGACACUGAUUUCUGUCCUAAUAUAGUGAAGAUAGUGAAGUUCCUGAUUUUAGACUCAAGAACAUGUAAGGCUUUCAAUUCUGGUGUUGGAUUUUAUGAGAUUAAAGAUGGUAAGUCCACCUUGUCUAUGAGCUUAAAUGACAGAACAUGCAUAUGCAACACAUGGCAACUCAAUGGGAUCCCUUGCAAGCAUGCUGUGAGGGCCAUUCUACAUUCAAGCCAAGAUCCCAUAAGGUUUUGCAGUGAUUGGUACAGUUGCAAAAUGUACAAGCAAGCAUAUCCAAGCACUAUUAGAUUUAUUCCAGACCUUGAGAAUUGGCCAGAAAUGCAGUUCCCACUAAUUAAGCCACCAGUGAUGAAGAGAGCAAUUGGAAGACCUGCAAAGAAUAGAAAGAGGGAUACAGAUUAA